AUGGAUAGGGUAAGCACCAUUCUUGAUGAAUACAAUAGUGAAUACUCUGAGAUCUGGGGAGGAGACCUAGGAACUGAGGACCUAGAUGAGCUAAACAGAUUAUACCCUGGCUAUAGGGAAAUGAAACCCGAAGAUAUGGACUCCGAAAUAGAAGUUCUACGAAGAAAGGUAAUGGGAACCGAGCAAUCAGACGAGAAAGAAGAUAUUAGAAGAGAAAUUGAAUACGUUAGUCAGCUAAGAAGAAUGAAGACCUUGAAGAAUUCAGAAACCGAGGCCUAUCUAAACGCGACCCACAACACUCUCAAGGAAGAGGUAAAAACAUUAGUUGUACUUAGGAGAAUAGCCAAGGCUGAAGUUAGAAGGAAUGACUACUCAGGAAAAAUAGAUAGGUUGAAGGUUAUUAUGGAAAACCUAGGUUUCAAUCCUAAUGAGCCCGAGAAAGAGUUAAAAGCAGAGGAAGAAGAACGUAGGAAAGAAGAAGUUAGAAAGAAGGAGGAGGCUGCCGAGUUAGAACGUAAGAGGCUUGCAGAAGUUGCCGAGUUAGAACGCAAAAGGAUUGCCGAACGUCAGGGAAAAGCUGAGCUUGAGCGUAGAGAAGCUGAGAUUAAAAGACACCAGGAAUUUGUAAAAGGUGAUAAGGAGAAAACAGAGUACUGGAGAAAAAAGCUCGAAGAAUGGGAAAAAGAAAAGUCUAAACCCAAGGAAGAACCCAAGGAAAUCCCAAAGAAGUCUCAACCUGAGGAACCCAGGAAGCCUUACAGAGGUAAAGAACCUAAGAAGCCUAAACCCGAGGAACCUAAGAAGCCCAACAUAGCUAAGAAGCCUGAGGAGUCUAUACCAGGGGUAGACACUGAAUGGCUAGAAAAUACUUUCAACUUUGAGGGUCUUCUAUUCCAGGUCGCAGAGGAUAGUAUCCCAGAAGGGGAUCAGCCCAUAUUCAGCGCUGAUAGUACAAAAAUUAUGUUGAAGGAUGUCAGGGAAGAUCUAACGAGGUAUGAAAGAUUCAAAUCAUGGGUUGAAGAUAACUUCGGAAUUGUGCUUGCAAGUAUUAUAGUAUCAGUUGCUGCUCUCCUUACAGCUAUUAUCAUACAGACCAGAAAAAUAUCCUCAAUGACAGCAAACUCUACACAUAGAGGUGCAGGUCCUUCACCCAGGCCGCUCCCACUGAUUAAAUUCAUACUAUCAAACUUAUGGGUAAUAUCUGUAGCCACAGGAAUAAUUUUACUAUACAAAUACAACUAA
Molecule: messenger RNA, 1242 nt
Organism: Paramuricea clavata
Lineage: Eukaryota; Metazoa; Cnidaria; Anthozoa; Malacalcyonacea; Plexauridae
Source: the annotation of a GenBank genome assembly